AUGAAGAGGGUUUGUAACUUCGUUGCGGAGCGCCAGAUGGAACUCGCCGAGGAGGCAUUGAUGUGGGCAUACCCUACUGGGUACCCACCAUUCGUUACCAUACAUGAUGCGGUUCAACCAGAGGCCCACGAAGCCCACGAACCUGUUCUGAGCCCGAUUGCUAUGGAGGAUACGGGAAUCCACUUCUCGUCCCUGACAGUCCACGAGGACGAGAUCUCGACGAAGGAGGACGAGGUCUCAUCGUUCACGGAGGAGGAGUUCCUCUACUCGUCGUCGGAGUCGGAGUCGUCUUCGUCGUGGUCGGAGGAGGACGAGGAGUACGACGACGAUGACGAGGUCGUCCGGUCGCCUGCCCACCCCUACGACCUGGACUCUCUUCCCAAGUCGGUCCUCCUCGACGUCCGGGCCUACUUCGACGACCGCACGAACGCCAGCACUGCCUCCGCCCCGUUGUUGAAGAAGCACCGCAUCCAGGUGACCUUGUGGACGGCCCACCCGCCGCGCGUCUCCCUGCUGACGGUCCACUCCAGCGGCGUGGACGCCAAAGAGUUCACCAGGAUGCCCAUGGUGGUCGCCUCUCAGGACGACGUGGUCCUCCUCCGUGUCACCAUUGGCCCUCACGACCGCCUCGGCCCCAGCCGCUACGUCAACAAGUACUAUGUCUACAAGGCGGGCGUGGAGCCAUCUCUUACCCUGCUCCCCGACGCCAGCUCCUUUGUGAUUGCCGACUGCUCGGCCGGCAUCCUGCGCCUUGGAGACGGCGGCGGGUUCGUCAUCGCCGCGAUCCACUGGGCAGGCACCCACGGACAGUACGACCUCCACCAGUUCGACUCCAGGACCUGGUCAUGGAGCACCAGGCUGAUGCAUGCCGAUAAGCCGGAAAGGUUCACGCGCAUCCUUACCAGCAAGGUGCUUGUGAUCGGAGGCAAACAUGGUUUGAUCGCCUGGGUCGACUUAUGGAACGGUAUUCUGUUCUGCGAGGUGUUCACUGACCGCACCGUUCUCCGCUACUGUCCGCUGCCGCCUGCUUUGAACAAGGAGCGCACAGGCCCUCCAGAGCAUGUUCGAGACAUCGCCGUCGUCGAAGGCCGUAUCAAGUUCUUCGAGAUGCGGCUAAAGGUCAAGCAGCGCCAAAUCGGCUACAACACCACUUUGACUUCCAGAUAUUUGGUGGCCGCCACAUGGACAAUGGCCGACCCUUGGCGGGAGUGGCAGAAGGAUCGCGCCCUCGAUAUAUUCAAGAUACCAGUAGACAAGAGUUAUUCUGCAUUGAUUUCUAAUAUACUACGGAAUUGCCAGGAUACUCAGAUAGCCUUGGAGGGACUCGAGGAAGGUCUCCCUGCUCUGAGCUUGCAUGAGGAUGAUGUUGUUUACAUCAUGGCCAAGACCAAAGAGAUGAACCGCAGGGCGGUUGUGCUUGCUCUGAACUUGAGGAAGAAGGUCCUUCAAGGAGUGGCUAAGUUUGAUGCGAAAAGAUCAUAUGGCUUCAGUUACACCUACCUUCAAAGUGAGAUCUCCAACUAUAUGACCAUUGAGUCGUCUGUCAGGAACAGAAUUACAACAUAUUAUGAAAUAAACUUGAACUCCAGAUUCCAAAGGGAUGGAACAAACAUCCUGACUUCGCAAGUUCAGAAGGACUGCUUCUUACACAAGCAGGUAACAUGUACAAAGCGAAUGCGGUUGAUUCUAGCAGACGUCCAGUUACACAAGCAGGUGACAGGUGCAAAGGGAAUGCUGAUGACUCUGGCUGGGUUCAAAUGGUCAUUGCAAGCAGCAAAAGUUUGUGAACAUGAGAUCCUUGGUGCUUAUCAAGAAUAUCACCCUCUUAUCCCCGUCCUGUAG
Molecule: messenger RNA, 1842 nt
Organism: Lolium rigidum
Lineage: Eukaryota; Viridiplantae; Streptophyta; Magnoliopsida; Poales; Poaceae
Exons: 5
Coding region: 1-1842 (613 amino acids)
Source: RefSeq, a predicted model, not a curated record